UGAUGCAUCCGUGAGUGAGCUGACACAACCGGGGAAGGGCUUCCGGCGGCAAGAACCCAGAACCCAGAAACCCAGAAAUAUCCCCCCCCCGAGGUUCCCCCAAGAGCCUCAUCAUCAUCACCAUCAUCAUCACCAACAACAACGUCGUCGUCCUCAUUAAGAAAGAAGGAAAGAAUAAUAAGCUUCCCAUGCCAAAGAAAAUACGGUUAUCGUUCCGGUCUGCAGUGUUGCUCUGACUUUCUUUUCCACAUACACACGUACAUACAUACACACGCCGCUCUCCCGUGCCCCGGCAAAUGGAUUACGCAUCAUCAUCAUCAUCGUCGUCGUCAUCAUCAUCCCCCGUGGAUUCACCGACGCCGUCGUUCUUCACCUCGGACCUCGACGGCCUCGCCCAGGCGCCCUCACCUGUCGCCCGCGCAAUCCUCGUGGCGUUGUGCGACGAUCGCCGUGUGCGGGCCCAGGCGCUGAGGCAGCUCGGGCGGCUGCUGCGAUUCGAAGCCGACGUCCGCGGCCAGGGCCCGGUCAAGAGCCCCGGGUCCGCCACGAGCCCGUCAAAUUCGAAAAAGAGGAAAGUCACCGGCGAGCCCAAGAUAUGCGUCCAGUGCGAUUGCAUCUUCACCGAUGACGAGAACUCCUUCGGGGCGUGUUGGUACCACACAGGCGAGCUAGAACUUUGGGACGAGACCCAGAUUCCCACGCUCUGGGACGAAGUAUCGUCAGACGAGCUUGACACGGAAUCGAACCGCGCCGAGUACCCUGCGGCGUUCCGGUGGUGCUGCUGCGAGAGGCUCGGCGACAGGACGGGCUGCGUGCGCGGCCAUCAUGAGUCCAACCCGGACAAGAGCAAAAAGGGCCGCGGCAACGUGCUCUCCGACCUCGAGGACGAUCCGCUAGAGCUCGACGCGUCGGACGACCUGCAGCCGCCGCUCCAGCAGCACUACACGAUCACGAAUCCCCAGGAGACGAACCCCCGCAAGCUGCCGAUGCACCAGCAGCAGCAGGAGGAGCAGCAUCGUAAUCUCCUCCAUCAACCGCAGCAACAGCACCCGCUCCAUUAGCACUAGCAACGAAGAAAGGGAGGUCCGAAGAGAGUUCUGUCACUUGGACUGACAGCGGCUCAGAGGCCUGCUCGGUCAGAUGGGUCCUCCUAACUGUUAACUGCAAACGGGAUCUGUGCCGACCGGUCAUGGGGAUCUUGUUUUGUUUCAGCGUUUUCAAUCAGUCGGAUGUGUUUCGGCCUUUCCAGCGACGGCCGCGGCGACAGUAACGGCAAUGCCGGCGGGCCUUCGGUCGCAA
This is a messenger RNA of Colletotrichum navitas, 1299 nucleotides long. RefSeq lists its product as uncharacterized. The record is from RefSeq and is a predicted model, not a curated record. The transcript has 2 exons. Lineage: Eukaryota; Fungi; Ascomycota; Sordariomycetes; Glomerellales; Glomerellaceae. The coding region runs from base 297 to 1061 and encodes 254 amino acids.